UAAAUCACGUAAUUUAUGACCAGACAGAGUACCAGUGCCCUUUUUUGGUCAGAGCCAUAUACACACCUCGGUACGCAAGCUUCCCCCCUAACGCCGGGAAAAGAGCCAAUUUCCUUCCGCUCGGGGCCGUUCCGGCUGGGGGUGACUCCGCGCAGGCCCCGCCCCGCCGCUAGCGUCGUCCCCCGGGCUGAGGAGCUGCGGACCCCGAUCCGUGUCGGGGCUGGGGCCAGGGCCAGGGCCGUGUGGGGGCCUUGUCGGAGCCAUGUCGCGACACAGGCGGGUCCCGCGGCGGCAGCCCGGCGGGGCCGCGGGCGGCUCAAUUGCCGCCGCCGCGGUGCGCGCCCGGGCCGAGGCCCUCUGGGAGGUCGGCGUGGACGAGGAGGUGGAAAUGGCGGUGCAGCUCGCCCUGGAGCGGUUCCGAAGCGGGGACGAGGCGGAAAAGGAGCCAAUCGAUACCUGACUGUGAGGAAGAGGGAUGUAUCAGAGGGACGUGCAGUCAUGACUUGUGACUUGGCUCUCCGUACGAAGCAUGCUGUUCGCAGUCUAAUUCAGAGCUUUCCUGUCACAAAUAAGGAACGCACAGAACUCCUGCCGAGGACAGAGAGAGGACAUGCCUGUGCUGUUGAAUCUGAAAACAAAGAAGUAAACAAGACAAGUGGUCGACUUAAUGAUGGUAUCCCCCAGGUCCCAGUGAAAAGAGGGGAAUCAGAGUUUGAUUCCUUCAGGCAGUCACUACCAGUUCUUGAAAAACAGGAAGAAAUUGUGCAAAUAAUAAAAGACAAUAAAAUUGUUUUGAUUAUAGGGGAGACUGGAUCAGGAAAAACUACGCAAAUCCCUCAAUUUAUCCUUGAUGACUGCUACAAGAAUGGAACUCCCUGUCGUGUGUUUUGUACUCAGCCGAGACGUUUAGCGGCUGUUGCUGUGGCUGAAAGAGUGGCAGCAGAAAGAAGAGAGAAGAUUGGCCAGACAAUUGGUUACCAGAUCCGGUUAGAAAGCAGGGUUUCUCCGAAAACACUGGUGACAUUCUGCACUAAUGACAUGCUCCUUCGCACGCUGAUGGCAGGAGACAGCACCCUCUCCACCGUGACCCAUGUUAUUGUGGAUGAAGUGCAUGAGAGGGAUAGGUUCAGUGACUUCUUGCUAAUAAAACUGAGAGAUGUGCUGCAAAACCAAAAUAAUUUAAAACUAAUUAUUUCUAGUGCUGCUCUAGAUGCAAAUCUCUUUAUUAGGUAUUUUGGAAGUUGCCCAGUAAUACAUAUCCAAGGGAGGCCUUUUGAAGUUAAAGAGAUGUUUCUGGAGGAUAUUUUACGAAGCACUGGGUAUACAAACAAAGAGAUGGUGAAGUACAAAAAAGAGAAGCAGCAAGAAGAGAAACAGAAGAACACUCUUGCUGAGUGGUGUUCAGCUCAAGAAAACACUAACAAACUAACAUCUCGGAGACAAAAAUCACUUCCAAGAACAAAUGAGGAGUACAAAUGGUUGGAUGAGGGUGGUGACACAGUAUUUAAUCAACUGACUGAAAAAGAUGUGAAUUGCCUUGAACCAUGGAUAGUAAAGGAAAUGGAUUCCUGUCUUUCUGACAUCUGGUUGCAUAAAGAUAUUGAUGUGUUUACUCAGGUGUUAAAUCUCAUUUUAACUGAAAAUGUCAGUGUUGAUUAUAGGCACAGUGAAACUGGUGCAACUGCACUGAUGAUUGCUUCAGGGAGAGGCUUUUUGAGUCAAGUAGAACAGUUGAUCAGUAUGGGAGCAAGUAUCCACUGCAAAUCAUCUAAUGGCUGGAUGGCUGUGGACUGGGCUAGGCGCUUUGGACACACAGAGGUUGUCGAUCUGUUGGAAUCAUACAGUGCUUCAUUUGGCUUUGGAAAUCUGGAUGAAAGUUCCCUAGUCCAAAGAAGUGGUAGUGACCUUAGUACAGAGGACAGAGAACUACUGACAGCUUAUCAUAACAGUUUUGAUGAUGAAAAAGUGGAUCUGGAUCUGAUAAUGCACUUACUUCACAGCAUCUGUCAUAGUUGUGAUGCAGGAGCAAUUUUAAUAUUUCUUCCUGGGUAUGAUGAGAUAGUGAGCCUGAGGGACCGCAUUCUUUUUGAUGACAAGAGAUUUACUGAUAAUGCACACAGAUACCAAGUUUUCAUGCUUCAUUCAAGUGUUCAGACUUUGGAUCAGAAGAAAGUGCUUGAAACUCCACCUUCUGGCAUUCGCAAAAUUAUUCUUUCUACUAAUAUUGCAGAAACCAGCAUAACAGUCAAUGAUGUUGUGUUUGUCAUUGAUUCAGGCAAGGUAAAAGAGAAGUCUUUUGAUGCAUUGAGUCGUGUUACAAUGCUAAAAAUGGGGUGGAUUUCAAAAGCCAGUGCUAUCCAGAGAAAAGGCAGGGCUGGGCGCUGUCAGCCUGGAGUCUGUUUUCGUCUCUUCAGCAGGCUCCGAUUUCAGAAUAUGUUGGAAUUUCAGUCUCCAGAACUUCUAAGAAUGCCACUUCAGGAGAUUUGUUUGUACACAAAACUUCUGGCUCCAAUUAACUGUCCAAUUGUAGACUUUCUUAUGAAAGCUCCUGAUCCUCCGCCUGCUGUAACUGUGAGAAAUGGUGUGCAUAUGCUUAAGACCAUAGAUGCCAUGGACCCUUGGGAAGAUCUCACUGAGCUUGGUUAUCACCUCACUGAAUUACCAGUAGAGCCACACCUUGGUAAAAUGGUGUUGUAUGCUGUAGUUCUGAAGUGCCUGGAUCCUGUUCUGACCAUUGCCUGUGCUCUUGCCUGCCAAGACCCUUUUGUGCUGCCCACGCUGGCCUCCCAAAAGCGUGCAGCCAUGCUGUGCAGGAAGCGUUUUGCUGCUGGGACGUUCAGUGACCACAUGGCCCUGCUCAGGGCUUUCCAGGCAUGGCAGAAGGCACGCAGUGAUGGCUGGGAGAGAGCCUUUUGUGAAAAGAACUUCCUAUCCCAAGCUACAAUGGAAAUCAUUGUAGGAAUGAGAACACAGUUGCUUGGCCAGCUUAGAGCCUCAGGUUUUGUGAGAGCCAGAGGAGGAGCUGAUAUUAGAGAUGUAAAUACUAACUCUGAGAACUGGGCUGUAAUUAAAGCUGCCUUAGUGGCUGGGAUGUAUCCCAAUCUUGUGCAUGUAGACAGAGAAAGCCUGGUGUUGACUGAACCAAAGGAGAAGAAAGUGCGAUUUCAUCCUACCUCUGUUCUUGGUCAGUCUCAGUAUAAAAAGAUUGCCCCAGCAAAUGGACAAGCUGCAGCCAUCCAGGCCCUCCCUACAGACUGGCUUAUAUAUGAUGAAAUGACGAGAGCUCACAAGACAGCAAACAUCAGGUGCUGCUCUGUUGUUACACCUGUCACCGUGUCCCUCUUCUGUGGACCAGCCAGACUGCCAAGUAAUGCCUUGCAGGCAUCUUCAUCCUUUCGAGGGGGAGGGGUAUCUAAUGAUAGCAGUGACAGUGAGAUGGAGGACAAAACAACUGCUAAUCUGGCACUGCUGAAGCUGGAUGAAUGGCUCCAUCUCAAACUGGACCCUGAAGCUGCUGGUAUGCUGUUGCAACUCAGGCAGAAAUGGCACAGUUUGUUCCUGCGUCGUAUGCGAGCUCCUUCCAAACCAUGGUCUCAGGUUGAUGAAACAACUGUAAGAGCAAUUACAGCUGUUCUGAGUGCUGAAGAACAGUCUGCAGGUCUGCAGCAACCUUCAGGAAUCGGCCAGAGACCAAGACCUGUAACUUGUGAAGAACUUCCUUUGGCAUCUACAUGGAAGUCAACCAACAGCAGAAAAAGCUCAACAGAAACUGAAUUGUCUGACUCCUCUAAUGCUGAAAAGGUUUCAGUGAAAUCUACAUCUCCUGCACUCCACCAGCCAAAGAAGUACAAAGAAAAAGACAUUUUGCUCUCCAAACGAGCCUCAGAUGACAGAUCAGCUCAGUCCUCAAUGAAGCCUGCAGACAGCAGUAGCUAUUCCAGCCCCUGUGCUAGUCCUUCUUCUCCAGUGUCUGGAAAGGGUUGCAAAUCUCCUUCACCAAGACAAAAUAUGCCGGUUCGGUACUUUAUAAUGAAAAGUAGCAACUUGCAAAACAUUGAUAUUUCGCAACAGAAGGGAAUAUGGUCCACUACACCAAAUAAUGAACGGAAACUGAAUGGAGCCUUUUGGGAGAGCAGUGUGGUUUAUUUAAUAUUUUCUGUUCAAGGGUCUGGAUGCUUUCAGGGUUUUGCUAGAAUGGGUUCAGCAAUUGGAUGUGAGAAAAGUCAAGACUGGGGAUCUGCUGGUUUUGGAGGUGUAUUUAAGGUGGACUGGAUUCGAAAAGAAAGCAUCCCUUUUCAGUUUGCACACCAUUUGCUCAACCCAUGGAAUGACAGUAAGAAAGUGCAGAUAAGUAGAGAUGGACAGGAGCUGGAACCACAAGUUGGAGAGCAGUUGCUGCAGCUUUGGGACCGUAUUCCUUUGGCAGGAAAAAAACUGACUGAGCAUGCCAAGUAAUGUGACAGAGCUGGUUUAGGGUGUUGAAACAUGAGCCAUGAGAACCAGCAGCAUAUUUACAAUAAAGAUGAGGAAGAAGGUGACGCAGCAGCCUCUUGACAUUCUUCCGCAUGCUGGGCAGCUAGAAGUGGAAAGAAUAAGAGGGAAUUGUGUUGUUUUCAGUGUUUACUUGCCAGCCUAUUUUUUGACGGAGUUGGUUUUUUUACAGUAGUGUGCAGUUGAUACUUUAAAAUACAGUUAAGUUGAAAACAAAGUUUGACACAAUGGACCUCCUGUAAGUUGUCUGUGGGUUUAAAAUAGCAGAACAGGCAGUUUAAGUAUGCAGUUUACAGUUAAAGUUUUCUCAACCCAGUAAAAGGUAUGAGAAUGUAAAUGUUAAUCAGUCUUGCAGUUCAGUUAAAAAAAAAUACUAACUCCAAAUAUGCUGAAAGGCUCCAUAAGUGUACUUCCACAUUCACAGUGUGAGAGAGCAGUAUAUAUUUAUACAAAUAACUAAGCAGCUGGAAAUAUUAAUUUUAAUUUAUUUAAAGGUAAUUAUUUUUAAUUAAUUUAAAUUUAUUUUAUUUUUGUUUUGUUUGUAUUUAUUUAUUAUUUAAUUUAAUUAUUUUAAAUUAAUUUAAUUUAAAUAGAAAAGAAGGAGCAUGAGACUUUUGAGACUGGGUGCAUCCACAGAUGUUUCCAGUUUCAGUUAUUUUUAAACUUUAAGAUGUGACUCACACCUUGAGAAGCUGAAACAGUCUUUCAGAGGCCUGUGGCCAAGUGGUACUUCAACAGUUGACUAAUUUAGGCAGCAUUAGAAGAUUUGUAUUUCUUUAAAAAACAAUAAAAAUCAUUACCAGUACAA
Messenger RNA from Passer domesticus (house sparrow), 5299 nucleotides. It is a transcript of the gene YTHDC2, whose product is annotated as YTH N6-methyladenosine RNA binding protein C2. Gene Ontology annotation, cellular component: intracellular anatomical structure. Gene Ontology annotation, molecular function: helicase activity; RNA binding; protein binding. Lineage: Eukaryota; Metazoa; Chordata; Aves; Passeriformes; Passeridae. The record is from RefSeq and is a predicted model, not a curated record. Bases 16 to 4455 code for a protein of 1479 amino acids. The transcript has 29 exons.